Molecule: messenger RNA, 4127 nt
Organism: Quercus robur (English oak)
Lineage: Eukaryota; Viridiplantae; Streptophyta; Magnoliopsida; Fagales; Fagaceae
Product: receptor-like protein 7
Exons: 5
Coding region: 84-3104 (1006 amino acids)
Molecular function (GO): protein binding
Source: RefSeq, a predicted model, not a curated record
UCCUAAAAGAACACCCAAAAUAAUUCAUAUCACUCCUUUCCUUCUGAUUUCUAAAACCAGCCAGAGGCCAGAGCAGAGCAAAUAUGGAGCGGGUAUUACUCUUACUCAUUUGCUUCCUCUUGCUUUCUCAACCUAAUAAUUGUUCCUCUUCUCUCUCUUUUAAUUCAUCAACGCCUCUUUGCCAUUCACACCAAUCCUCUGCUUUGCUCCAUUUCAGAAACUCUUUUUCUGUUGGCGAUUCGAAUAGUAUUUGUGAUUAUUAUUCUCAUCCUCCGAAGAAUUCGUGGAAAAUGGGUACAGAUUGUUGUGGGUGGGAUGGGGUCACCUGUGAUACGAUGACAGGUCAUGUCAUUGCUGUCGACCUCAGUUGCAGUGGGCUUCAUGGUCCCAUCCAUCCCAAUAGCACCCUUUUCUCUCUUCGCCAUCUCCAGAGACUCAACCUCGCUUACAACGAUUUCCAUGGCUCCACAAUUUCAUCUAAGUUUGGUGGCUUUGCAAACAUGACGCAUCUCAACCUCACUAUCUCCUCCAUUGCUGGUAAUUUCCCAUCCGAAAUCUCCCACUUAUCCAAACUGGUUUCACUUGAUCUCUUUAUGAAUGGUGGCAUAAUAAUGAAAACUCCUAGUUUGAAAAGGCUUGUUCAAAACCUAACCCAUCUAACUGAACUUGUUUUGGAUUAUGUUAACAUGUCUUCUGUUUCACCUAAUUCUUUCAUGAAUUUGUCAUCCUCUUUGACAUCUCUUCGUCUUUCUGAAUGUGGAUUGAAAGGUAGAUUCCCAGAUAAUAUAUUCCACCUUCCAAACCUCCAGUUGCUCGAUGUAAGUUCCAACUACAAUCUCACCGGUUCCCUUCCAACGUAUAACUGGAGUACUCCUCUCAAAUCCUUGUCUCUCUCUGAAACUGGAUUCUCAAUUGACUUACCUAAUUUAAUCAGCAAUCUCAAGUCCUUAAAAGAAUUGUCCCUCAGUAAUUGCAAUUUCAUAGGUUCAUCGAAUCCAACAUUUCCUUCAAACCACACCCAAAUAACUUCUUUGGACCUCUCAUAUAACAACUUUGGUGGUCAGUGUCCAAGUUCCCUCCUAAACAAUGCAGGACUUACUUAUUUAGAUCUCUCACACAACAAUUUCACAGGUCAACUUCCAGAUCUUUCUACAAACCGGACACAAGUUUCUUCUUCAAACAGUUCUUCCAAUUUGGUAUCUCUCAUUUUAUCUUAUAACUUAUUGAACGGCACUAUACCAUCUUGGUUGUAUGACAUACCAUCUUUGCAGUACUUAUUUCUAGACAAUAACCAACUCACUGGACAGAUUGAUGAAUUCCAUCAUAAUUCUUUAAAGUAUCUUGAUAUCUCCUUCAAUAAUUUAAGUGGUAGUGUGGAGCCAAACAUCUUCACAAAGCUCAAAAGUCUAGAAGAAGUUGAUCUUUCACAUAACAACCUACAGGGCCACCUUCCAAUUUCAAUCUCUAAACUUGUGAGCCUUAUCCGUCUAGAUAUCUCCUUCAAUAAUUUAAGUGGUAGUGUGGAGCAAAACAUCUUCACAAAGCUCGAAAGUCUAUCCGAGGUUGAUCUUUCACAUAAUCCUCUCUUAUCAUUCCACACGUAUAGCUAUAACAUUGUAGACUAUACCUUGCCCGAACUUCAAUCAUUAUCUUUGUCAUCUUGCAACAUAAGUGAGUUCCCGUAUUUCUUAAAAUCCACAGAAAAUUUAAAUUCAUUAGACCUUUCCAACAACCAAAUCAGUGGCAGUAUUCCAACAUGGUUGUUGGAGGUGAAGAUGGAUUUAUUGAGUUACCUGAAUCUUUCAUACAACUCCUUGGCAAGAAUAGGAAACCUUCCAUGGGAGAACUUGCAAUUCCUUGAUCUUCAUUCUAACUUGCUUGAAGGACCACUUCCAGUACCUCCACUAGACACUUAUUUCUUUUCAGUCUCAAGGAAUAAUUUAACUGGAGAGAUCCCUCUCUUGAUUUGCAAUCUCAGUUCCCUCCAAUACCUUGAUUUGUCUUAUAAUCACUUGAGUAACAUGAUUCCUCCCUGUUUGGGAAACUUAAGUAAUCAUCUCAUAGAUUUGGAUUUGCAAAGUAACAAUCUUCAUGGUACUAUCCCUUCAACAUUUGCAAAGGGCUGUUACUUGAGAAGUGUUAAACUCAAUGGCAACCAAUUGGAAGGUUCAUUGCCACAAUCAUUGGUCCAUUGUAGAAAGUUGGAAGUUCUAGAUUUUGGUAACAACAAGAUUAAUGGAACCUUUCCUCAUUGGUUGGAAAAUCUUCCGAAGUUGCAGGUUCUAAUCUUGCGGUCAAACAACUUUCAUGGUGCUAUAGGCAAUCCCAAGUACAAAUUCCCAUUCCCUAAUUUGCGAAUCAUUGACCUCUCUCACAAUGAGUUCCAUGGGCAUUUGCCGACAAACCUUUUUAAGUAUUUAAAAGCCAUGAUGAAUGCAAGUGUGGGCAAAGGUGAAUUGAAAUAUAUGGGUGAUGAUUAUUAUCAAGAUUCUGUGACAGUGACGAUGAAAGGGUUUUUCAUUGAAUUGGUAAAAAUCCAAAAUCUAUUCACAACCAUUGAUUUCUCUAACAAUGAUUUCAAAGGAGAAAUUCCAAAGGCAAUUGGAGAGCUUCAAUCACUUAAGGGGCUUAAUUUUUCACACAAUAAUCUUACAGGUCGUAUGCCGCCAUCGUUGGGAAAAUUAACCAAUCUUGAAUGGUUAGAUCUCUCCUCAAACAAGCUCAUAGGUGAAAUUCCUAUACAAUUGGCAAAUCUCACAUCACUGGCAAUUUUGAACCUAUCAGAAAACCAUCUUUUUGGACAAAUACCUCAAGGUAAACAGUUCAAUACCUUUACGAAUGAUUCUUACAAUGGGAACCUGGGGUUAUGUGGAUUUCCAAUGACAAAAGUUUGUGGCAAUGAUGAGGGACAACAAUUAUUGCCAUCAUCAACCACUCAAGAUGAUGAUUUCAAAUUUGAAAAUGGGUUUAAUUGGAAAGUUGUAUUGUUCGGGUACUGUUGUGGAUUCAUGUUUGGAUUGGGUUUGGGUUAUCUUGUGUUCUCAAGUGGGAAACCGAAAUGGCUUGUGAAUAUUGUUUAUGGAGAACAAGAUAACAAGGUAUGAAGAUCCAAGAAGAAUGCUCAGGGAUGAACUCAUUGAAGAAAAUUUUGGUGGAUGCAAAUACUGAUUCUAGGCUUGUGGCCCUUUCUAUCUAGUAUUAACAGUAUGGAAGGACAACAUUCAUUCAAAUUUAACGAAGCACUGGCUAUCAUUCCACGACCAAAUGACAAUAUGACACAGACACUUCACCUUUUUACCCUUAGUGGUAUUGAUGAAAGAUAAACAGUGCACAAGACAUUGGGAAGAUUAGCAGUGAAUUCAUACAGAAAUGCCUCCCUUACCUCAAUGGAACAGGGCAGCCAAACCCAACUAUAGCUCCUGAUUUUCUCAUUGAGACGAGAAUGAGAUGCCAAGACAGUAAUAGGACCACCACUCAGCCUUCUUCACCCAUGGAAUCAUUGGAAAUGAGUGAGUCUGCAGUGGGAUGUCAUAUUUGCAGGAAUUGUCACCUUCGAUAUCAUCUGGGGCAGGUUUUGACACUCACGACUAUCAGAGCUUGUUAAAGGGGAGAGGGCUCCUUUUUGCCGAUCAGAAAUUGAUAGCUAAUGAGAAGACCGCAAGAUUGGUAAGGGUUUAUGCUUCAAUGGAUCAACCUUUCUAAUGGACUUUGCUUGGGCAAUGAUGAAGAUGUCAGGUCUUAAUGUUCUGACUAGAUCUCAAGCUUAGGUCCAAAGAAAUUGCUCCUUGGCUUUGGUCAGUUCCUAAGUGACAAUCUGACCAUAAUGAACUCUUGAGAUCUUUUUUCUUUCAUAAUGCUAGAGAGUAAGUAAGCGACUAGUCUUUCAUGGGAACCUAAAUUUUUCAACAAGAACCCAUAAUGGGCAUGAGAGCGAAUCUCAAAAUCAGAGUGAAACCAGUGCACUUCGGAGACCCAAUUCAGAGCUUGUUGAUGGGCUUUUUUCCUCUCCAGAAAGUUUAAACAAAUUUAAGAGAAAGCAUCUCAAAAAUACUGCUGGAAAAGCUUGGUUUGACUUGCCUCCACAAUCCAUCACCCCUGAGAUUGAGAAAGAUAUGUGUUUACUGGAG